AUGGGAGCUCGACAAGGCCGUGUGAAUUACGAUCAAUGGGACACAAAUAAUAUUCAACAAGCUACUGGCUUAUCUCCCCAACAAAUUCAACAACUUAAACAGCAAUUUUUCAACGCCGCUGGUCGUGAUGGAGUGAUCAGUAGAAACGAAUUUCCUAAUGUCUAUUCAAGCUUGUACGGUGGACAAGGCUACAUAUCACCCGAUCAAAUCGAACGUAUCUUUCGAACAUUCGAUCGUGACAAUACCGGUUCAAUCUCCUUCGAUGAAUUUCUAAAUGCUAUGAUCAUGAACAAUCAUAACAUGCCUCGCCAAGAUCGUAUUGGCUAUGUUAUUCGUCAGAAUAAUCCCGGACGUGGUGAUGGCCGAAUUUCAGCACAGUAUGGCCAUCAAGUGUUACGCCGUCUCAAUGACUAUUACAAUUUACCACCAGGCACUGAGCAUCAAUGUUGGAAACAACUCGAUCGCCAAAAUCGUGGUUAUGUCACGGAACAAGAAAUGAUGGGAUACAUCCGUCAACAAGAAGGUUAUAGUCGCCGUUACCGUUAG
Adineta ricciae is the source of this 546-nucleotide messenger RNA. NCBI's taxonomy places the organism in Eukaryota, Metazoa, Rotifera, Eurotatoria, Adinetida, Adinetidae. The record is from the annotation of a GenBank genome assembly.